Messenger RNA from Neocloeon triangulifer, 894 nucleotides. Its product is annotated as small integral membrane protein 14. The coding region runs from base 172 to 495 and encodes 107 amino acids. The transcript is spliced from 5 exons. The record is from RefSeq and is a predicted model, not a curated record. Lineage: Eukaryota; Metazoa; Arthropoda; Insecta; Ephemeroptera; Baetidae. Gene Ontology annotation, cellular component: endoplasmic reticulum.
UGUGUUAUCAAAACGGAUAAUAAAAUAAACAUCAGCCGAGCUGCUGUCGCGAAAGGAACCACGUAUGCAUAGCAGAAAUUUUGCAUUUUGGUGACAUUUUACAUUUGUUGAACUUCUGAAAACACCGUGAUUUGAUUCAUCAGAUUCUCUGCACUCUUGAUCGACACAAUUAUGGAGGAAGACGGAUUUGAUCCAUGCGAGUGCAUUUGGAACCAUGAAAUGGCCAUGCGUCGACUUUUAUCUAUUCUACGUCAAGGGCAGUCUUACUGCACAGAUAAUGAAUGCGCCGAUGAAUUACCUGGCUUGACUGGGCCACAAACAGCGGGAGGCAAUAAUGGAGGUCUGUUCCUGAUGAUGAUGUGCUGGGUGUUGCUGGCAGUCGUUUUGUACCUGAUGCGACCGGGUUCCUUGCGUAGAUCAGCACUGGAUUCAAAAUCAAAUAAUGACAACUCGGGCCAGCACGAUCAUCCACCACCAGGUCCUGCCCUGAUGUAAUGUCGACCCAGUUUACCUAGCCAGAGAAAAUUGAUCUAAAAUCAGUGUGGGUAAUUUCUGUGAAUUUGCAUGUGAUAAAUUGCAAUGAUUAGUCGGCACGAUGGCGAUAUAUUGCAUUUCAAGAUAAUAAUUAUGUUUUUUAAAUUAUGAAAGUAAUUAGUUUCUCCAGACAAAUUUUAUUUAAACCGACCAAUAUCUGCGGUGCAUUUUACCUCUUUUGAAUUGAACCAAAUAAUAUUUCUUAAUGGGAAUCUCCUAAUUAUUCUAAUCCAAAACAAUUAGGUUACAGCAAAAUAAAUAAUAUAUAAAAAUUAUAGAUCCUCUACUCAAAGUGUAAAUAUGUUGUACCUCAAUAAUUAUUACUGUAACAAAAUUUCCAAUAAAAUUUAAUUAAUCAGG